CGUACUUUGUGCCUCGCAGCGGAAGCAAAUUUACCGCGAACGUCAAAACCGCGAAUUCCUUUCUGCAUUCAGCACCCUUCUCUAGACCACCAUGGGGGCCUCUCAAUCCAGUCAAGCUCGUCCAGAGCAGGUGGUUUCUGCUCCAGAGUCCUCUACUUCUGUCUCAUUCUCGCCGUCCCUCAUUGAUCGGUUGUCCUCCCCUGCCUCGUCAAAAGAGCCGUCCGAGUCUACAGAUGACAUUGUCAGACGACGCCUAGCGGCUGAAUCCGCUCAUAUCCGAUCGCAAGAGGCUGAGAUCUUGUCCAAGAUCUCUGCUGCGCUUGAAAAAGAGAACUUGGACAAGGAGAAACCAGGCAUGUCAAGCGAGGUAUUAGGGAGAGAUAUCGAGGAGGUCAGGGAGAAAGUUGAGAGGAUGAAGAGGGAUAGGGAGGAAAAGGAGGGUGAGGGGAUCCGAAAGGCAAAGGAGGACAUUUUGCGGUGCUAUAGGGAAAAUGCGCAGAGACCGCUGGAUUGCUGGCGUGAGGUGGAGACCUUUAAGACUGAGGUCGCCAAGUUGGAAAAGGCAUUUGUCAAGUCGUUACAAUGAACUUGAAACAUGCAUAGAUGAUAAAGGGUCAUUCCUUUGAACCUUAGGCC
Kockovaella imperatae is the source of this 636-nucleotide messenger RNA. RefSeq lists its product as hypothetical. The transcript is spliced from 4 exons. The record is from RefSeq and is a predicted model, not a curated record. The coding region runs from base 92 to 586 and encodes 164 amino acids. NCBI's taxonomy places the organism in Eukaryota, Fungi, Basidiomycota, Tremellomycetes, Tremellales, Cuniculitremaceae.